CGGCAGAAAAAAAAGAGAGAGAGAGAGAGAACUCCAAAUAAUCGCGUGUUGAUUUGAAAGAUCUAUCGCAGGAUGUGCAGGUUUCUUUCGUUGUGGAUUCAGGAUUUCGCCAUGGAUAUGGAGCACAAUUGAGCUGACCGGCAGGAUCGUCUCCGAGUAUCGACACAAUCUCUCUGGUUUGCUGAUGCAAUCGUAUUCCGAGAUUGGGGUGUUUAACCAUUUUUAUCACAUUGGUGGACGGAAGUGUCCGACACACGUAAAUGAUUUGUAUUGCAGCUCGAUGUGUUGUACUUCCUGGUCUUCUUUUUUCUAUGGAAUUUGAUGUUUUUUUUUUGUCAGCCUUUUUAUUCAUUGUUUUGCAGAAGACUCGGCUAGCUACAGAUGGAAAUACGGGAGGCCCUUUUAUUAAACGGGGUAUCUCUGCAGUGAACUUUGACAACAAGGGAGUUUACUUGGUGUCUGUGACAAAAUCUGGGUGCUUAACAGUGCAUGAUUUUGAAGCCCUAUAUUGCCAGAGUAAUGAUUCCUUGAAAUUAGGCUUGGGGGAAGAUGAAAGUAAACAUGUCCUACAUACUUCCUUGAAUCAAAAUCUUGAUGCUGUUAGAUGGAAUCCAGCAAACCAAGAUGAGGUUGCUUGCGCAUCAACGGAAAGUAAUAAGGUGCUCAUCUUUGACAUUGGAUAUUUUUCUAUCAAACCGAUUGAAGUGUUGCGAGCAGGAAGCAUUACUUCUAUUUUUGGAUCUGACAUUCGUAGAGGUCUAUGUGAUAUAGCCUUUACCACAAUUGAUGGUUCAAGGAUGAUAGCUUCUGAUACGCUUGGCAUAGUAAAUGUGUGGGACCGAAGAAUGAACGUAUUUCCAUGUAUUGAGCUGACAACUGUUUCUCCUAGCACUAUCAACAGUAUACAAAUAAGUGUAGAUAAUCAGAUAAUCUUUGGGGGUGGUAAGGAUGGGAUAGUUCACGUGUGGGAUCUUCGUGGUGGAAGAACGUCCACAGCUUUCCAAAGCAAUAAAGUGUUUCGCCAUCCACCUUUGACAUCUUUGAAGUUAGCAUCAAUGCUGGGGGAAAUUGAAUCUUUAAAGGCACAAUCAGAAAUUGUUGCAAAGGAGAUACACUCCAUUAACCUCAACCCAUCUUGUCCAUACCAAUUGGCAUUUCACCUUGACGAUGGUUGGUCAGGUGUUUUGGACAUGCAUAAUUUCCAAGUAACCCACGUUCAUUGCCCUCCUCCAGCCUGGUUGAAUGGUUCCAACACUUCAACUGAUAUGUUAUACUUGAGAAAACCAUCAUGGCUACCGACGAAUUCUGUCUAUGUGGUUGGAUCACCAUCUGACAGUGGCAUUCACAUGUUAGAUUUCUACCCAAGCACCAGCUCCCCCUGCCAUGUGAACUAUAAUGAGGAUUUCCAGAACACAGCUGAAACGAACCAGCCAAGUAAGCAAAAUAGAUUUAUCCCAUUGUCUAAAGGUGUUACUGCAUGUGCUGCUCAUCCACUCAACAGCACUGUCGUAGCUGGGACAAAGGAUUCAGCAUUGCUCAUGGUCUCCCAGAAGAAAGCAUCAGUAAAUUGAAGAACAUCUUUUGAAACAAAACACAGUCGAGUACAUAAGUUCCUAGUUCAAGGUUUUCAGUUGUGGGUCAGCCUGUGAGGAACUUAAAGAAGCCCUUCAAUUCUGGUGUUUCAGAAUAUUGAUUGUUAGUGAUGUCAUUAUUAAUUGUGAGCAGCCAGAAAUAAAAUUGGAUUUGUACGGUUCGACGAUCAGUGUAUUUGGGAAAUAGGUGAAUGCUAUUUUCUAGUUACCCAAGUAACUCUUAUUUGUUC
Carica papaya (papaya) is the source of this 1822-nucleotide messenger RNA. NCBI's taxonomy places the organism in Eukaryota, Viridiplantae, Streptophyta, Magnoliopsida, Brassicales, Caricaceae. The record is from RefSeq and is a predicted model, not a curated record.